Triplophysa rosa is the source of this 3932-nucleotide messenger RNA. Its product is annotated as threonine--tRNA ligase 2, cytoplasmic-like. Gene Ontology annotation, biological process: threonyl-tRNA aminoacylation; mRNA 3'-end processing. The record is from RefSeq and is a predicted model, not a curated record. The coding region runs from base 14 to 3559 and encodes 1181 amino acids. The transcript is spliced from 11 exons. NCBI's taxonomy places the organism in Eukaryota, Metazoa, Chordata, Actinopteri, Cypriniformes, Nemacheilidae. Gene Ontology annotation, cellular component: cytoplasm; RNA polymerase II, holoenzyme. Gene Ontology annotation, molecular function: threonine-tRNA ligase activity; ATP binding; RNA polymerase II C-terminal domain binding.
AAUUGAAGGAAAGAUGGCGGCUGGACCCGGAGCGGCCAGUAGUGGUCACGGCGGUGGCCGCGGCUCUUCGGCUGCUUUGGAGUCGUCUCUAGACCGCCGAUUUCAAGGAGUAACCAACACGAUGGAGUCCAUACAGGGAUUAUCCUCGUGGUGCAUCGAGAAUAAGAAACAUCACAGCGUCAUAGUGCGCUACUGGAUGAAGUGGCUGAAGAAAUCGGACGCCAGUCACAGGCUGAAUCUCUUCUACCUUGCUAAUGAUGUCAUUCAGAACUGCAAGAGGAAAAACGCCAUCAUUUACAGAACCACCUUCGCUGACGUUCUGCCAGACGCCGCCCUGUUGGUCAAGGAUGCUAAAGUGUGUAAGUCAGUGGACAGGAUCUUCAGCAUUUGGCAGGAGAGGAACGUUUAUCCUGAGGAGUUGAUCUCUGAGCUGAAGACCAGCCUGCAGAAGAAGGAGAAAGAGAGAGAAAAGGAAAAAGAGAAAGUAAAGGAGAAAGAGCAGCCUUCUCCUGCUCCAGUGAACCCCAAAACUGCCUUGAAAUCAAAAAUUGUUGCAGAGUUUGUUCCGCAUGACUUUAUAGAGCAUUUAGCAUUAUACAAGCGUUCACUGGAGGAGAGUGAUUUGAGAGAGAAACAGUUAGCUGCUCUCCGAGUGGACGUCUGCAGCACCGAGGCCCUGAAGAGACUGAAAGAUAAAGCUGGAGGCAACAAGUUCUCAAAAGACUUUGAGGAGGGAGGUUCAAAACUACAAGAAUUUGUGACAUUCCUUGAGGGUCAGGUGAAGGCAGGACCCUCGCUGCAGGAUGCUUUGGGAAACGCAGACAUCUUUUAUGAAAUGCAGUAUAAAGAAGUUAAAAUUGUUGCCAAUGCUUAUAAGGCUUUCGGCAAUCGUGUUUCUGGUCUGAAGCGUAAACUGGAUGCUCUAAAGGCCACUCUGCCCAGUCUGGAUGACUCUCCCAUCCCAUCUCCCUCUGAGGACGCCCCCUCUCCUACCGGCUCUGAGUCGCCUUUCCACGGCUUGAGCUCCAGGAUCAGCGCGGGUCCCGGGGUCAGAGACAGAGAAAGAGGGUUGGAGCAGCAGAAAGACAAUAGAGACAUUGAGGACAUGGACAUGUCUGAGGAGGAGGAAACAACAGCAAACACUAGUAUCAUUGUUGAUGGGAGGAAGGAGAAAUUGUCCAAGACAAAUGCAGCAGCCACAAAAAGCUCUCCAGUCACCACUUCCAAACCACCACAAACUUUGGCAACUCCAACAAAGACAGUAUCUGGGUCUGUAACCAAUCAGACAUCCCCUGCAAAUACCACACCCAACACACCUGGGCCUGCCCCUGUGGUUAGCCCCUCCCCCCUGCAGGUAAACCUGGCCAACGUGGAUCUGGGCAAGAUCAGCUCCAUUCUGAGCUCCCUCUCCAACGCAAUGAAGACAACAGGUGUCAGUCCUGUGUCUCGUCCUUCCCCUGGUACACCCACUACACCAUCCAGCCAUGCAUCAUCCUCAAAAGCUCCUUCAGCCCCUGGUGGCGUUCCCUCAUCCAACCCUCUGGCCAGCAUCCUGUCCAAAGUGGACAUCUCACCCGGGAACAUCUUGAAUGUUCUAGCUAAAUCACAGACUCACAGCUCCAACCGGCAGGGUUUAUCUUCUCUCCUUUCCUCAGCUCGUUCUGGCUCUCUCAGCACUACAGACGCCCUCCCCUCUUCAUCCACAUCCUCUUCAUCCACUUCAACUGUUGCUCCAACAGUGACCUCCCCCAUAACCACCCCAACAACACCGAAGCCCAUGAGCAACAAUUUCAAGCGAGAGUCUGAGCAAGAGAAAGGUAAAGAGUGGGAGAAGAUGAAAGAAAAGGAACGCGAAAAAGAAAGGAAAGAAAAGGAGGCACAAAGUGCAAGAGAGGCUGCUGUUUCUGCUCCAGCAGUGCCCAGCUUGGAGUCUAAGAUCAACAGUUUCCUUCAGGGAAAUCCUGGUUUUGGCGCACUUGGGCUUGGCCUGGAUGAUGUGGGAAGCAAUAGCCCACUUCUUGUCGGUGGGGAUAACCUGGAUGGCACCCCUGUCCGAGAUGAAAGCGGUAGCACCCCUACCCAGGAUGAAAUCAUGGACACACCCCAUGUCCUCAGUGACCCUCAAAGUGCAGGGUUACCUGGAGAUCAAAAUCUUUCACCUACAGCAUAUCACAAUGAUCCCUGGGAUGCUGUUAUCACUCCACGAGAGAAUGAGCGGAAAGACAGAGAUUACCGCACACCACCAUCCUCCAGACUUGCCAUCUUCAGCCCAAAUGCUGCUAAACCAGUUAAGGCCAUGACCAAAACCAAAGAAGAAGUGCUGAAGAGAAAAAUAGUAGGACAGAACGUUACAUCAGCUUCCACGAUGCAAGAUCAGAAAAUAAAGGGAAAGACGGACGGUUCUAGUGGGAAAAGUGCAGCUUCCCGCAAACCAAGUGGUGGUGAGGAUGGGAUGGAGACGAAAACCUCUGCUAAUAAUGGAGAGCCCUACCAUCGCAUUGAGACUCUUGUUUCUUCAACCUCCAAUGAGGGGGCGCCAAUCGAGACCCUCGAUUAUGGCAACCGCAUCCAAACGGUGGAAAGCAUUCGCGUGACUGGAAGAGGCUUGAGGAGAGGGAGCAGUUCUGGUGCUAGAGUGGGUGGAGCCUGGUAUGAAGAGGAGGAGUUUAUGGAAGCACCACCUCCACACCAAUCUGACAGCCAUGGCUCUGAGAAUUCAGAGAAGUUAAGAUUGGCCCCUCCUCUUCCUCCCCAUCCACCUCCUCCAACUCAUCUUCCACCUUCGCUGCAGUACCCACCUCCGCCGUAUGCUAAUGAAGACCCUAUCCGACCUCCUCUUACUCAUGCCAUUCAUCAGCACCACCCUCCAUUCUUUUCCUCCCCUUCCAUUCCUCUAAUUCCACCACCCCCACCACCACCCAUCCCACAAGCCCCACCCCCUCCCAGAGACUUCCCCCUCUCCCCAACCUCCACCGUCAUGGUUGGUGGCAUCCUUGUACCCAUAGAUCGUGUUCUACCUUUUCCACCCCAUAAUCUCCGUCAAGAAGGAAUGGAGCGUGGGGUUGGCAGUAGUGGUAGUGUCCUUUCAAGGGGCAACAAGUCCCAACUCUCUUCCUUACUAGGUGAACCCCCUCGGCCAGGUACAGUAAAAGAGCAGUUUUCCCUGCACCACGCCCCACCUCUUCAUCGCCCUGGAACCCCUGGAGUUCCCCCACCACUCCUGGGCAGAAUUCGAGAGGGCCCCACCCCACCGUCACCCUCUACCCCAACCACACCUACUCUUCCCUCUCCAGCUGGAGAACCACGCCCACUCCUGUCUAUCCCCAGCCGCCAAUCUGUCAACACCCCAAAUCAAAGACCCCGCCGCCCGUCCUCUCCUCAGCCCUUUCUGCACUUCCCAAACCAGCAUCGCACGUUUCGGUCUCCUCACUUUUCCAGAGGGACACCAUCUUCCCUUAAUCGGGAUUCCCUACAGCCAGGUGCGAAGCGCCCUGCUGCCGGUUUCGGUGGAGGCCCUUUUAACACACCCAAAAGACCAUUCAUGCCCCCUCGUUAUUAGUGGCUUAGAAUGAGUGCUAAACACUCUACACAACCUGCCAUAGGUAGUGCAGUACAAGCUAGCAUCACCUGCGGAUUGCAGAGUGAGACUUAUACCGCAUGUACGUAGAAAUGAGCCAAUACGCCAAGCCCGAGAGCAGCCACAUGUUACAGCACUUCCCCUGUAAGAGGAAGAAACGUUUUCAAGUAGUCUAGGAAUGAACUAGGAGGAGAAUACGAAGAUCCAGAAACAUCUGUGGAAUAUGAAGGAAAUCAAAAGCUGCAGCCAUCUGCCAGCCUUGCAGAACGGUUACGGCUUUUCAAGUCUUUAUGUGAGCGACAUGUGGCAAUAACUGAAGCUGGUUCCAGAGAUCCCACAGCACCUGGCCAAAAUG